CACCACCCAACACCUAAAAGCAUAGUGUCAUGCAACUCUCACCCUUUAACUAACACGGUAUAUAACAUCAUAAUCAAUUGCAUCAUCUCUCUUCUGCCCGCUGGCCUUAAAUAAUGUACCAAAAGCAAGUAUAUAAAGAAUCAAGCCUUCUUGAUUGAAUUUGCCAGAAAAAAAAAAAGGAAGAAGUAGAGUUCGAUUGAGAACAAUAUAGUAUAGAUGCCAAUGGAAAGCGAAAAAAGCGUGUCAGUCUUGAAGAAAUCUGAUCCCGGGAAGGCCACAAUUCUUUCCCUUGGCAAGGCUUUUCCUCACCAGCUUGUCCUUCAGGAUUUUUUGGUCGAUGGUUAUUUCAAAAACACGAAUUGCGAUGACCCUGACCUGAAACAAAAGCUCACUCGACUAUGCAAGACAACCACUGUAAAAACCAGAUACGUAGUCAUGUCCGAAGAAAUCCUAAAAAAGUACCCAGAGCUAGCACUCGAAGGUCUCCCCACAGUGAAACAAAGGCUAGAAAUUUGCAACACAGCAGUCACGCAAAUGGCAAUUGAGGCAUCACAAUCUUGCAUCAAGAAAUGGGCCAGGCCCAUCUCGGACAUAACCCACUUAGUCUACGUCUCCUCCAGCGAAGCCCGUUUGCCCGGCGGUGAUCUUUACCUGGCAAACGGGCUGGGCCUCCGGCCCAACACCCAGAGGACUAUGCUCUACUUUUCGGGCUGCUCGGGCGGAGUUGCGGGCCUUCGGGUCGCGAAAGACAUUGCUGAGAAUAAUCCAGGGAGUAGAGUUUUGCUUGUAACCUCAGAAACUACUGUAAUUGGAUACAGGCCACCAAAUGCUGAUAGGCCAUAUGAUUUAGUGGGCGUGGCCCUGUUUGGAGAUGGGGCCGGGGCUUUGAUAAUUGGGUCGAAUCCUGAUUUUGAGACUGAAACUCCUCUUUUCGAACUGCAUACUGCCAAACAACAUUUCUUGCCCGGUACUGAAAAGAUCAUUGAUGGUAAACUAACAGAAGAGGGCAUAAGUUUCAGGCUGGACAGGGAGUUGCCACAGAUAAUCGAAGACAAUAUCCAAGAUUUCUGUGUUGGGCUUAUGGGCUUUGGUGGGUUUUCCAAAAAGGAUUACAACAAGCUGUUUUGGGCCGUUCAUCCAGGUGGGCCUGCUAUUUUGAACAGGCUUGAGAAGAAACUGGAAUUGCUGCCCCAAAAGCUGAGUGCUAGCAGAAGGGCCUUGGCUGAUUAUGGGAAUGCAAGUAGCAACACAAUUGUGUAUGUUUUGGAGUACAUGUUAGAAGAGAUGAGAAGAGAGAAAAGUGAUGAUUGGGGAUUAAUACUGGCUUUUGGGCCUGGGAUCACUUUUGAAGGGAUACUCACAAGGAAAAUCACUGUGUGAGGAGUGAAACAAUAAUUAUUAUUACUAUUUACAUUUUUAAAUGAAGGAGAAAAAAAAAAAGCUCAUAUGAGUAUUUUUCUAUGAUGAUUG
Striga asiatica is the source of this 1470-nucleotide messenger RNA. NCBI's taxonomy places the organism in Eukaryota, Viridiplantae, Streptophyta, Magnoliopsida, Lamiales, Orobanchaceae. The record is from the annotation of a GenBank genome assembly.